This is a messenger RNA of Annulohypoxylon maeteangense, 1414 nucleotides long. RefSeq lists its product as uncharacterized. The transcript has 5 exons. The record is from RefSeq and is a predicted model, not a curated record. Bases 297 to 1115 code for a protein of 272 amino acids. Gene Ontology annotation, biological process: mycotoxin biosynthetic process. Lineage: Eukaryota; Fungi; Ascomycota; Sordariomycetes; Xylariales; Hypoxylaceae.
CGAUCCUGUCGUCGUCUGGCCGCUAAAACGAACCCCCUGUCAACCAAAACCCCAAACGAGGUGUCUCAGACUCGAGUCGAAACAACUUCGGUUACAGCUACCACCACUCUAUGAAGGACAUAGUAUGGGGUCAAUUGAAUCCUCGUUUAAGCAUACUUAAUGUUCUUGUUCUUAAAAUCAAUCCCUCCUACUGAUCCUCAUGAUCUCCAUUUUCCUUCUCUCAUACCAUUCUCUCUGACCUGUUAUUAAUUAUUUUAUUUUUUAUUUCAUUUCUUUGAUUCCCUGUGUAGAUCACGAUGGAGUCCCAAAAAGCCCACUACGCCAACCUGCCGCACAUUGACGACCGUGAGGACUCGAGGUCCAGUACGGAGGUCGAGGAUUCUUUAAUGGGUGACGAGAAGCAAUGGCAUGAUGUGGAAUUAAAUAGGCCGAGAACACGGACGACGACAAGCAGAUUCAUUGCGGGCCUAAAAUCAAUGAGAUGGAUAAUUGAUACUGCAUUAUUAUUCAUAAUUCUGGCAUUAUUAAUUCGGGAUCAAUGGCGAAAACCUGUGGCUGAGAAUAAGGAAGUUGACAACCCAUGGCAAUUCGGCCAAGACUUUACGGGAGUUGGUCCUAGACUUACCUCGAAGAUCACGACAUUCGAAAGAGAUGAGUCGUAUGCGCCCAACAACACCGCAGAAUUCUUCUCAGAUGAGGUGUUGCAGCGAUGGAAUGGUCUCAUGCCUAAGGGCAUGGGAUUUGUCUGGGUGAAUGAUACGAACAAGUACCACGACCUCCCCCACCCAAUCGAAUGGCCCGACAAAACCGUCUUCACAACUUCCGCCACUCAUCAACUACACUGUCUUUUCGCUAUUGUCCAGACGUACUCAGGCCUAACAUCCGGCCACGAAAUACCCGGUGACCACCACUGGCACAUGAUCCACUGCUUCGACUACAUGCGUCAAGCCAUCAUGUGCAGCGCCGACAUGGCCUUGGAAGGCCUAGAGACGACCUUCCCGGACCACAACGGAGGCUCCGACGGCUGGGACUCGAAGCAUGUAUGUCGGGACUGGAGCCAAGUAAAGUCGUACCUCGAGAGCGUGCGAGCAUACGACGAUCAACUCAUUUACUGAUACGACGGUUUACUAAAAAAGAAACGGCAAUCGGAGUUUGGAGCGUUGGGUUUAUUUACUACAUAUCUUGCAUACCUCUAGGUACUUGUUCGGGAUCUAAAUUCCUUACCUUGAGACGAACUAGCAUAUAUACUAGGAGCAUAUCUCCUUUCUCUUCUUAUGUCGUCUAGCCUAGAAGGCGUAGCGGCUAGAGGAUUUGUACAUACCUACUCCGAAGAAUACUCACCCGCCUAGGUACCUACCUGGUAAAGGCAUGGGGGAGCCUUAAAUACUAUGACAAAUUCGGAGCGAAUUCGUCC